AUGAAAAUGGCAAGAACUGUCCCCUUAUAUAGUAAUAGCGAAAUAGAAUUGAAAGAAUGCAAAGGAAUAGUAUUAGUUUUAUUUGAAACAGAAGAUGAGAUAAUAGAUGAUUUAUUUGAAAAUGCAAGUAAAUAUGCUUCAAUAUAUUUAAGAUUUGAUGAAGGAAAAUUCUAUUUAUUUGAAACAGGUAUUGAAUUUAGAAAGGAAAUAAAUAAAAAAGAAUUAAAGUACAUUGAUGCAAAUUAUGAUAUUGAACUUUCAGACAAAAUGGUAGCAAUAAUAGAAAAAAUAAAACCGUUCCAUGACGAUGUAUUCAUAAGCCAUCAUAAAAGAAAAUUGGAUUUGAAGAGAAAAUCAUUCGAUCGUGGUGAAACCGAUUUGUAUUAUUAUGUAAGAGAAAAUGAUAAGUUUAGAUUAUACUAUUCUAAAGAAACAAGACAAACUGCUAUCGUACACAAUUAUGAGAAAGGAAAAUUAUACGACAAACCUAUCAGAUUCAAGAGUUUUAGUGAAUUACAAAGAGAAAGAAUAUCUUGA
This is a messenger RNA of Debaryomyces hansenii CBS767, 537 nucleotides long. Its product is annotated as DEHA2D08316p. The transcript has a single exon. Lineage: Eukaryota; Fungi; Ascomycota; Pichiomycetes; Serinales; Debaryomycetaceae. The coding region runs from base 1 to 537 and encodes 178 amino acids. The record is from RefSeq and is a predicted model, not a curated record.